GCCGCUGACCCCCACCCACCCCCAACUACGCCCAUGCACACAAACCCAGUACUGGAACUUGGUAUUGCUUCUUGAUCACAAGACAGCAGGGGUUGAGGAGUCCCUCUCUGGGGACAGGAUCAAUUCCUCACCUCCCCCCCUGGCAGCUCUUUAAACGGCCUAAGGUCCUGCCAGCGCUGAGGGAGAUUGUAGCCUACCCACCGCCUGCCUUGACACACUCCUGGAGAAAUAGGAAGGGGAAGCUUCCCGCUUCCUGUUCCUUCUGGAAUCAUCGCUCCAUCCCCUGUACCCUAUAUGUUGUAACUGAGCCAAAAAGUAGGCAUAGCGGAAAUAAUCACGCAAUCUUCCUCUUCCUGCUUCUUGUAACCAACUCGCUGGCUCCCAUUUCCUCUGCUGAUGGCCGUGUCUGUAUUUAAGUGCCUCCAGACUCUCUGUGUGUCACAGGAGGGGUUCCUGCGUAAAUUUAGGUACACUGUUGUUCUGGUGCAAGAAACCCUGCUUAAAAAUGAAUAAAAAUGGAUCUUCUGCGGUUAGGGAACUGACAGUGUAAUGCACUGAGAAGUGUGGGGUGAGCAAAUGAUGAAUGGGAAGGCAUGUAAACACACCAGGAGUAACUCAGGAUGAAUGCUCUUUGUUGUGUAAGUGCCCCAUAAGUAAAUCCAAAGGAAAGCACAGUAAAUAGUUAGCCGCAGGGUAAAGCAAACCAGGAAGGAUGCUGAAUUGUCCACAGGAAGCGUUAGACUGUAAGCUUCUUCUGCAAAUGCAGCUAACUUGAUGUUGCUAGGCUACGGUUCUCAUCACUCCCAGCCAGCAUGCCCAGUGGUCAAGGGUUAUGGGAAUCCAACAACAUCUGGAGGAGACAGUGCUACAUAAGGCCUCAUUCUUGUUUCAGUGUGUAGAAGGCGUUAGUCUGGUUCACACAUAACACUAAACCUUAAUUUGUGGAACUGUGUUUUAUUACAUGAUGGUGUGGCAUUAAAUGUGAACCAUGUCCUAUGGCUUAACUAUGGUUUCUUUAUUGCCAUCAAGCCAUCAUCCGAAGCCACAGCUUGUUGGCUUAUAAAUCUUGGCUUGUUUUAAUUAUGACUUGAUGCAUGUUUGUUUUUGGUUUUUUGGUUGUAAUUCAGAAAAGUGAACAAGGAAUAAUUUUUUUUAAAAAAAGCAAAGGUAUGGGGCAAGAGUAGCUGGAAAAUAAAGCAAACUGGAGAAGCAAACUGGUUUGUUUGAUCAUCUGUGAGGCAACUUGUGGUUUGUGAAACAAACCGUGGCUUAGCAUUAAGACAGACCGAUAUGCUCCUUUAUAAUGUGUUUUUGCUAACAUUUUACCAUAUGCUGUCCACACCAGUGGGCAAAGUUGGGUGAGAAGUAGCCAGGUUUCACCUUGAUAUACCAUUGCCCACAUAAUUUGUUUUACGGCAGAAGUGUGCAAUUCUUAGACUCACAGAAUUGUAGAGUUGGGUCAUCUAGGACUCAUCUACAUUAGUAAAAAAAACUGCUAUGAAUGCGUUAUAAACAUGCAACACUAGAUGGUGCUGUAGAGCAAAGAAUUAUCUUCGCGAUUUUCCAUUGCGAGGUUCCCCCCCCUUUUUUGUUAUAAUGAUUUAAUUUCUGACUUAUAUAUUGCGGGGGGUUUUCCCCUUUGUGUAGAUCCACCCCUGUUUUAACCCGCUGCAAUGCAGGAAUCUAAACUGAAGCAUCCAUGACAGAAGGUCACCCAACAUCUGCUCAAAAACCUCCUUCGUUCAACAUUGCUCCUGUGACUUCCAACACCGUUCCACUCCUUGCGCAGCAUGGAAACUCAUGUGUUGCUCCAGCUGCUGAAGUUACACCUUGAGGUGUUGGUUGCGGUGCUCCACUCAGCCAUCAGCCGAUGCAACGCCUAUCUUAUGAGUAUCAGAAGGCGGCAGAGGAGGAGAGUGCUGAUAGGGCGGGCGAUUCAGAACCACAUCUUGAGGACUAGGCGCAUCAUUCAGAGGAGGAGGAGCUGCAGACAUAUGGUUCCUAUCGUCACCUUGUUGGAAAGCGGGCCGAAAUUGCGGCGCUGGUGGGUCUGCCCCACCAAGCAGCAUUGGUGGGAGCGUUCCAUGCUGGGGACCCGGGACGACGAAACGUGGAUCGAGAGCUUCCAGAUGAGCAGAGGGACCCUCUUUGAAAUUGCGGACGUCCUCCGACCCCAGCUCCAGAGGCAGAGAACUAUCAUGCGGGAAGCCAUCCCCGUCGAGAAGCGGGUCGCUAUCGCCGUGUGGUGGCUUUCUAAUCUGAAGUGCUACCGCGAAGUUGCCGCUCAGUUUGGAGUCGGGAGGUCGACGGUGGGAGAGAUCGUUCUGGAGGUGUGCUUUGCCAUCAAGCACCUGCUCAUCCAGAAGACAAUCUAUUUGGGCGACUACUGGAAGAUCAUGGAUGGUUUCAGGAAGAUGGGAUUCCCUCACUGCGUUGGCGCAAUGGACUUGACGCAUCUGUCCAUAAUAGCCGCUACGGGUCCGGGAGACGAGUGCAACAAGCCAAAGAACUUCUGUUCCAUUCUGCUUCAAGGGACAACCGACCACACUGGCCGUUUUACUAACAUUGAAGUGGGAUGGAGCGGGAAGAAACACGAUGACGUGCAGAUCUUCCGCAAAUCUGCGCUGUGCCAAGCUAUGGACGAGGGCACCUUUGUCCCGGGGAACCCGACUAUCAACAUUCAGGGUGUGGAGAUCCCACCUCUAAUACUCGCCCAUAGCACCUACCCUAUGCGGAAGUGGCUCAUGAAGCCCUACGGAGGCCCCUUGGACCAGAGGAAGACCAUCUACAAUAGGACUUUCAACCACUGCCACAACGUGGUCCAGCAGGCCUUUGGCAGGCUCAAGGCAAGGUGGCGUUGCCUCACUGCGAGGCUGCCAGUGGCAGAGGAGAACGUUUUGGCGGUGGUCACCGCAUGUGUCGUGCUGCACAAUAUUUGUGAGACCAAGGGGCACACCGUUCCCGAAGGUGUGGACAUCUCUGAGCACGUACUGUUGGCAGCAUAUAACGAGGACUGCCAUUCCUACGAAACCAGCAGUGAGUCGGGAGGCGAGGAGGUGCGCAAUGCGAUCUCACAUUACCUGGCAGGAAAUACUGAAUGCUGAGAUCUGGACUUUGCAUUUCGGUGUGUUUGGCAUUUGUUUUGUAAAUAUAAUUGCCUUGGUUAC
Molecule: messenger RNA, 3167 nt
Organism: Podarcis raffonei (Aeolian wall lizard)
Lineage: Eukaryota; Metazoa; Chordata; Lepidosauria; Squamata; Lacertidae
Exons: 2
Coding region: 1791-3104 (437 amino acids)
Source: RefSeq, a predicted model, not a curated record